Syngnathus typhle (broad-nosed pipefish) is the source of this 3557-nucleotide messenger RNA. It is a transcript of the gene tlk2, whose product is annotated as tousled-like kinase 2. The record is from RefSeq and is a predicted model, not a curated record. The transcript has 21 exons. Gene Ontology annotation, cellular component: nucleus. Gene Ontology annotation, biological process: chromosome segregation; intracellular signal transduction; peptidyl-serine phosphorylation. Bases 612 to 2711 code for a protein of 699 amino acids. Gene Ontology annotation, molecular function: protein serine/threonine kinase activity; ATP binding. Lineage: Eukaryota; Metazoa; Chordata; Actinopteri; Syngnathiformes; Syngnathidae.
UUUACAUUGCAAAAAAAAAAAAAAAAAAGCCAUGAGAACCGAACCGAAUCGAUCCGGAUUCGUUAGAAAAGCCAACUUUUCUGCAGGACAAAAUUGAUUUCUUUACGAGGAAAGAAGGAAGACGUGCGGAGCCCAACUUUGUUGUGAUCGCGCUGGACCAGAAAAGCAUCCCCGCUUCAGGGGGAGGAAAAAAGUAGGGGUUAACUGACGGCAGCUUUAAAGACAUCAUUUAUACCUGCUGGAGAGAGGUGGGGGAAAGUAACUCCGGGGUCGCCAUUGUGUGGACGGGGAAACGCCAAAUCGCAACAGUUAUGGUGCUCGGCGACGAGAACCUAAAGGGGAUCCCCGCCUAAGGAGUACUCAAGGCGGGUCUGGGAUACCCUCAGCUGCCGAGGCCUCCCAAGAGCAGGGGGGGAUCCUCCGUCGGAAUCCGACCGUCAUCCUUUCCCCGAUCUUACCGCGCGACCCUCGCUCACAAGCGUUACGCGAGACCCGAGGCUGUGGAUGCGGCCUACCCCGGGUGGGACUGACGAGCACCGGGGGGGAACAACGGGGACGACACCCGGGGAUUAAGGCAGGCCCCGUGGAGCGAGGAAACGCUCGAGUGCACCAUGAUGGAAGAACUGCACAGCCUGGACCCCCGGCGGCAGGAGCUGCUGGAGGCCCGCUUCACCGGGGUCGGCGUGGCUAAGGGCUCGGGCCAAAGUCAGAACGAGUCGUCCAACCAGAGUCUGUGCAGCGUCGGCUCGCUCAGCGACAAAGAGCUUGAGACUCCAGAGAAAAAGGCAAAUGACCAGAGGGUCCGGAAACGGAAAGCGGACCACUUUGAUGGCAGCCAAGGUAAAGCAGGAACAAGGGGACAUAAAAUUAGCGACUAUUUUGAGUUUGCGGGAGGCAGCGGUCCUGGGGCCAGCCCUGCCAGGGGGAUCCCGCCGGUGGUCCGCUCUUCCCCGCAGCACUCCCUCUCCAACCCACCGGUCGCGGUGCAGCAGGGAAGCCCGUCGUCAGUGGGCUCGGCCAACACCGAGCACUCGUCAUGCUCUUUGAAACCCGUCGCCCUUUAUUUGCUCCACAAAGCAACACAGUCCGACCUCACCAUCGAGAGGCUAAUCGCGAUGGAGAACAACAAGAACUCCGACCUGGAGAAGAAGGAGGGCCGCAUCGACGAUUUGUUGCGGGCCAACUGCGACCUGCGGAGACAAAUCGACGAGCAGCAGAGGAUGCUUGAGCGAUACAAGGAGCGCUUAAAUAAGUGCGUGACCAUGUCCAAGAAGCUGCUGAUUGAAAAAUCCAAGCAGGAGAAGAUGGCGUGCCGAGACAAAAGCAUGCAGGACCGGCUCCGGCUGGGCCACUUCACCACCGUGCGACACGGAGCCUCGUUCACCGAGCAGUGGACGGACGGCUACGCCUUCCAGAACCUCAUCAAGCAACAAGAGCGCAUCAACUCGCAGCGAGAAGACAUCGAGAGGCAACGCAAACUGCUGGCUAAGCGCAAGCCGCCCUCCAUGGCCCAAACGCCGCCGCCCAACCUGGAACAGAACAAACGCAAGAGCAAAGCCAACGGCACAGAAAGCGAAGCUUUAUCGCAGGCCGAGUACCACGAGCAAGAGGAAAUCUUCAAGUUACGAUUGGGCCAUCUAAAGAAGGAGGAGGCUGAGAUCCAGGCAGAGCUGGAGAGGUUGGAGAGAGUCCGCAACCUGCACAUUCGCGAGCUCAAAAGAAUCCACAACGAGGAUAACUCCCAAUUCAAAGAUCACCCGACGCUAAACGACCGAUACCUGCUUCUCCAUUUACUCGGACGCGGGGGUUUCAGCGAAGUUUACAAGGCCUUUGAUUUAACAGAGCAAAGGUACGUGGCCGUCAAAAUCCACCAGCUCAACAAAAACUGGAGGGACGAGAAAAAGGAAAACUACCACAAACACGCAUGCAGAGAAUACAGAAUCCACAAGGAGCUGGACCACCCGCGAAUAGUUAAACUCUACGACUACUUCUCGCUCGACACAGACUCGUUUUGCACAGUCCUGGAGUACUGCGAGGGCAACGACCUGGACUUCUACUUGAAACAGCACAAGCUGAUGUCUGAGAAAGAGGGCCGCUCCAUCAUCAUGCAGAUUGUCAACGCCCUCAAGUACCUCAACGAGAUCCGGCCGCCCAUCAUCCACUACGACCUUAAACCCGGUAACAUCCUGCUUGUGAACGGCACGGCGUGCGGAGAGAUCAAGAUCACAGAUUUCGGUCUAUCUAAGAUUAUGGACGACGACAGCUACAACUCCGUGGACGGCAUGGAGCUCACGUCGCAGGGAGCCGGCACGUACUGGUACCUGCCGCCCGAGUGUUUUGUAGUCGGAAAAGAGCCGCCCAAAAUCUCUAACAAGGUGGACGUGUGGUCCGUGGGAGUUAUUUUUUAUCAGUGCUUGUAUGGCCGUAAGCCUUUCGGCCACAACCAAUCUCAGCAGGACAUCCUGCAGGAGAACACCAUCCUGAAGGCCACCGACGUGCAGUUCCCGCCCAAACCAGUCGUCACACCGGAAGCCAAGGCAUUCAUCCGACGCUGUUUAGUGUACCGGAAGGAGGACCGCAUCGACGUGCACCAGCUCUCCAACGACCCCUUCCUCAUGCCGCACAUCCGCAAGUCAGUGGCCUCCUCGGGCAACUCGGCCAUGGCGGUGGCCUCAACGUCCAGCUCCUCCAACAGCAGCGCCUCCAACUGAGACCCCCUUCCCCCAUCACACACCAUCCUACGCAUAGCAUCCAUCUUGAGGACAAGACUUAUCGUCACCUGUUCACUGCUGGUGGUUGCUGUCAAAGCCCAGGAGUGAAGGUGGGCUUUGGCAUUUGGGGGGGGUUCUGCUUAAAAAAAAAAAAAAAAAAACAACUAUAGAAAUGCUUCAGCUUGGCCAUAAGGACCAGACUAUUUUCUCCCCUCCAUGGCUGGCAAAUACUCGCUUGAGCCCCUUCUGGUGGACGUUUUUUGCAUUACAAGUAAGGCAUCCACCACCCCCCCCUCCCCUCCACGCCACACGGCAGGCAUAGAAGUCCAAUUUUGUGUGUGUGUGUUUGUGCGUGCGCUUGGAGGAAGCCAUCACAUGCGCCUCUCGCCACCAUCUCCCCCUCGACCCUGUGACCAAAGCUUUUAACCAGAUGGUGGCGCCGUUCAUUCUCAGUUCUCUACAGAAAUGCUUGACAGUGGAAGCACUGAAGAAGUCCCCCCCCAACAGAAAAAACUCCCAAGAAAAGAAAACCUACACCCCACCACUUGCAUUUCUUUGACAUUUUUCAGGAAGAGCGAAGUCAUUUUUAUGAAGAUUUUUUUUUUUUUUCUCUCAAGUUGCCUUUAAUUAAAACUUUUAUUGUUAUUAUUGCCCACCCGCCUUCAACCCCCCUCUCCCCUCACUUCCUACCACAAACACACAUAUUUAUUUAGGGAUGUUUGAAUUCAAUUUUCAGCCAUUUUAAAAAUGCAAGGGACUGAUUGACAUUCUAGUACUUUUUCGGGGGGAGAGUCUGGGCCUUAGCAGGACAUUGCAUAAACCAUUAAAAAAUAUGUUUCAAACAUA